AGCGUACCACUUGGCGGUCGCAAGUAUACUUACAUUUUCGAACUCUAGUAUUUCCCCUCGACUGCCUACUCGAAAACGAUUGUUUGUAUCGAACAUGUUGCUAACAGUUGCUAUUAAUAAAAAUAUUAGCAGCAAUGUUUCUUUACUGCUAUCACAUAUAAUUUUUAGUUGGUGUGAAGAUAUCAGUAGCGACAUUCAAAAAAUAAUUUAAAAGUGCCGUUAUUUGGCUUACCUAAGGGUCUCGACUUCAACUAUUCAUGGUUUCAUGUUUUGGGUGCUGGCGUUACACCAUCACUGAUUGGUUCUAUAAGAUUUUAGUUGAAACUGAUCGCCUUGAAUUUUAUGUCGAACGUUUUCACUUUCUUACUCCAAAAUGCAACAGAUUUCAUAAGGUACUUGGCAACUGUAAUGCUUUUAGAAGAUGUUGUUUAACAGAAACCAACUUCUAUGCGGCGAAUUGAGGAAAGUUGCCCCGAAAUUGCAUUAAGAAUACAAGCAGCCAACAAUCAAACGCAACCACUACUAUCCACACAACGCUCUCAACAUGUUGUGGGCUCUUGUCGCUAGCAACAUGUUGUGCGAAAACCGGUUUCUUGCUGUCUCCUCGAACAACCUAGCACAUUAAUGCUCCAACGCUGUUUAUUUGGAUACUAUCAUCAAACACGGCAACCAACAAUAGAGAACGCCAACAAGUAGAUGCUUGCAACAAGCUCGAAACCCUUUGCUUUUGCUUUAUUUGUAGCACUAUACUCACACGCUAGUAGCGACAACAAUUUGCCCGCCAUACCCACAAGUUGGCCCCCGAGCUCCCCCAAAGAACUGGCCAUUCACUGCUGCUGCUAACAACAAUCCACGCCGUCCACAGCUGCUUCUUCAACCGGUCUUCUUCAGAACCAGCCAGCCAGCCAACUUCGUUGCAUUUUCCAAUUCGGUUCGCUACAACGUUUCGGCGCAAUUCGCUGCAAGUUCGGUUUUGUAUAUGUUGCAACAUUCGUUGCCUUCGCCGAAACACACGCUGUUCGUUCGGCAUAUCAAUUGCUUUGCUUGACUGCUUGACUGCUUGGCUGACUGGUUGACUGGUGUUUUUCGGUUGUUUCGUUGUCGUUUGGCUGACUGUUCGUGGUGGUGUCUCGUAUGGAAUACAUAGUUUUUAAAUUGUUUGUCGUUGCAGCCAGUUGCUUCAGUUGGUCGUGAGCGGUCGUUAGUUGUUGACGUUAAAUCUAGUGAGUUCACGUUUGUCGAAUAUUUUUGUGUGUUCAGCUAUUCCAUGCUACGGAAUUAAUUUUCGUCGUAUUUUACGUGCCGAACGUAGAAGAAAAGCGUGUUUUCCUAUAGCCAGUCGAGAAACUUACAAAGCUAUCAAGCUUCGAAGGUAUCAGAACGUGCGCGGCAAAUGCUUUAGCGACGGCAAAAUGUAUUUGCGACAAAGUGUUGUUUGAAAACAGUUGACAAUUUUCCGAUUUCGAAAAUUGUAGAAAUUAAAUUGGCUAAAUACAAAAUUUAAGCCACUAAAAUAAUUAAAGUGUGUGAUAUUGUCUAGAAUUAUUUAAAAAUAUAAUUUGACAAAGUAAAAAUUAAUAUUUGCGAUAUUUUAAAAAUAUUUUUUAUUUUUUUUGGAAAACAGUAGCAAAAAAUUGGUGUCAACAGAAAUUGUUGAUAUAAAUUCAAAACGAUCUACAUGAAAAUCAAAGAAAUUGAAAUCAUAUACGACUUUGAGUAUAAAACUGACAUUUGAGUUUUCUAAAAAAUUUGAUCCAACCUCUUUUUUGAAAGACAUUUCCUUAAAAAUAUAAAAGCAAGUGCGAAGUACAAAAAAGUUCAAAUAAAAAGUGCAAAGUGAAAAUAUUCCGAGUGGUAACAUCUUGUCUCCUAAGAAAGCAAAACCAGUUCAAAAUCCGAAAGAGUGCAAACGCGUAGAAUCCGCAAGAAAAACUGCAUAUAAAGCAAAAUAAUCAAACCAAUUAGAAAUAAAGUAAAAGAACAAAGGAAAAACAAGCAAAAUGUGCAGCAAAAAGGAAAUCAACUCCACCCUAAUGAUGGCAUUCACUGUCACAACGCUGCUUGGAUUUAUAAACGCGCAGGCCGUGGGCUCCAAGGAUCUCUUCAGAUGCCGCCAAAGUUGCUAUCAAAAGUUUGUGCAAGAUUGGCAUCACUGCAUGGAUUUUGAGGAUUGCAAAAAUAUGUGCAUCACACCACCUAAUAUCAAUAGUUAUAUCCCAGAAGCGUUCAGUUUUCUGUGCUGGAACAAUUGCGAUCAACAAUUGGGCCCCUUUCCGCUCAACAUCAACUCAGCAUUGCGCCAGGGUUCGCUGGUGCUGACGACCAUCGCUUGGGAUCAGGCGAUCACAAAUGCAUCGAAGCAGUGUUUGGUCACUUGGGAGGUCUCCGGAGGCGGUCUAAUGGGCAAUCUAUUGACUGAUAGUUCUACUGUUGAAUUAUCCCUGUGGCCAGAGACAGUAUAUCACGUGCAAGUUACGUGCAAGCAUAAGGAGACCGGCGGCAUGCGACGCUCUUACAAACUGAUCGUGGACACGCACAAGCUCAGCGACGUCACUGUUGUCGGCAUGCAAGCGAUUACACUGGAGACUGGCAACAUGGCCAGCAAAGAGGGCAUGAUGCCGCAUUUGUAUGGCGCGGAUAGCGCGGUUGAUAUCGGCGGCAAUUCGGGCGAGACCGACUCACGCAUGCGCAUACUUAAGGAUAGCUCUAAAGACUUCCUCAGCCCCUACAAUCCAAAUGCCAAUGUAGCAACAGCCAGCAGUACCACCAGCAGCAGCACCAAAUCGCCAGUGACAACUUCAGCCAGCACAAAGUCAAGCGCCACCAGCACCUUGACAGCACGUCGUACGGACGAAAUUGCCACGCCCGCCGAAGAACAAAAUUCUGUUGUGCGUAACCGACUCGUUGAUGAGCGGCCGUUGGCUCAAUGGGUAGCGAAUUUCUUAGAUCAGCAUCCCGCAUGCGGCAAAUAUGGACCGUUUGUGCUUUUAGUGAUCGUCUUCGUCUUGUAUAUGUAUUUACGGCCGCGCGUUCGCAAACACAUGGAGGCCGUAGCCAACGCCGUGGACCGAGAGGUGCUCAUACACAAAGAGAUGUUGCCAAGUCAAACGCCACAAGCGCUGCGCAUGUCAGCGGCGAUGGCGACGUCGCAUGUGGAAGUGGCGGUGGCGCCCAAGCAGGAGGACGCGCUGGCGGCGUGCAGUGGACCGACAGCCGUAGCGUCGAAUCCGCAAACAUUACACGUGUAAGGUGGCGUGCGCAAGCGUAUGCGAGCGCAGAGUGAUUGAGUGCUGUAAAUAGUAAUUAUUAAUUAGAUAUAUGCAUUGUAGGGGUUUUUGCUAAUUCAUAAUUUAUUUAUUAAGCUAAACAAAUUCAAUAUGUACUAGAUGUGAUGUGAUGUACUAAAUGCUAAAGAACUUGAUUUCGUUUACUUACAUUUCGCCUCUGUAUGUACAUAGCAUAGUCUAAGUGCAGUGUUGCUUUUGAGCGCAACGUUGCAUUUUUAGCCACAUAUAUUGAGAUAGUUAUAUACAUAUGUACCAUAUAUUUAAUUAUAUGUGUAUGCAUGAUUGUGGUAUGAGCAUUUCUUUUUGUUAUAUAUGUAUAAGGCUUUGCUCUCUCGCGGAGAGCGAAGAACUGGACGCGCGUGUAUAGCAAUAUUAGUCUUUAAGCGUAUAUAUUACAAACAUAAACAGCACAGAGAGCGGCAGACAAAACAAAAUAAGCGCGGCAGGUGUGCGCUUGCGCCAAAGGUCAGUUGACACUUCGUCAAAAAAUUACAACACUUCGGAGAUUCUUGAAUAUUAUUUAAAAAAUGUCAGUCAAAAUAAUAACUUUCGGCAGUCGCAGCGUUGCCACCUGACCGCAAAUAGGUACUAGCUUAUAAGCGUAGCGAACUAUUAGGCUUAGUAGGGUAUACACACUCACUGCAAUGACAAAUGUCCGUGUGUGUGUGUAUACACUUUUCGCAUUUUAUUUUUGUAAAUCGCAACUUAUGACGAGUCCAAAUGUUAACGUUGACGUUUAGUUGUCGUCAUUUGGUGUUUCAAUGUCCCAAAAAAUUAGCUGAGUGAGCAACCAAAAUGUUUGUAUGUAUGUUAAAUUUCAUUUGACACUUGUUUGGCGCAUAUGUGUGUGUGUAUGUUAUGUCAUUAAGAAUUUUUCUAGUCUCACUUAUGAUUUAUUAUUGUUAGUGUUACCACCCUUUUUCAAAGUUUAUGGAAUAAUAGCAGUGGUGGAUUCGUAAAAAAACAAAAAUUAGUGUUAAAAACGUUUUCUUCAAUAAAUUUUUUUUUAUGUUAAAAUUUUGAACCGUUUUUGUUGUAAAUGAUAAAUUAAUUGGUGGAAAUUUCUUUACUUGAAUUUGAAUUUUACUUAAUUUGCAUUAUUAACAUGGAAAUAUUAAAAGUAUUCUUAAAAGAUUUAUAAUAAAUUUUUAAAAUAUUUUAAAGAUAAUCCAAAAUAAAAAAUAUAAAAUAAAAAUAAGGCAUACUUAAUACCAGUGUAGAAUGUUUUCGAACUUUGUUGCUGCAGUUGUUAAUUAAAAUUUUAAACUGUUCAAGUUUUCAGUCUUUUUCGCAACCUAUUUCCAAAAAUUAAAAAAAACUGUUAUUUUCAGCAAAUAUUAAAAAAAGUGUUAUUCUAUACUUUAGGAUUUUUGCUUGGUUUUUGUGCGAUGUUUCGUUAAUCUUUGUAACUAGGGGUGUUAAAAACCUAUUUUCAAAAAAUUAUAUAUAAUUUUUCAUACAAAAUUUUUUUUCUUAUCUUUGACCACUUUUAUGUGGGUUACACAAAUAUAUAAAUAACCCUAUAUCCAUAUAGAUAAUAUGCUUAAAAUUGUAAAAAUGUGAAAUGCAAAUGAAGAAAAUCAAAAAUAUCUUCCAAACAAAGCAAGUAAUCCCAAAAGUAAUUAAAAAAUUCCAGCGAGUAAAAAUUGGUAGACGAUAACGAAUCAAAGAAUAAUCAAAUACGGUAAAAUAAAAAAAAAUUUAUGAAGCCCAAAAACAAAGUUAAAGUAGCAAAAAACAUUAAAUUAUUGCUAGUAAUAAAUAUAAGUAAAAAAAAAAAUUAAAAUAAUUUUUGUAAAUAAAUAACAAAUAAUAAGCAAAACACAAAAUACAAACGGUAAAAUGCAGACUUUGUAAAUACUGUAGCGUUUAGAGAAGCAAUUACAACAAAAAUUAGACUAAGUGCAUACUGGAAAUAUGUAAUUUGUAUAACUUAAAACAAUUAGUUACUAAGCUUAGUCGCUAACGGUAGCAUGUAUGUAAGUAUGUAUGUGUAACAAAUUAAAACUGAAUUGCUGCACUGAGCAAGCGCCAAUUUUCCAAAACAAAAAUGUAAAAUACAAAUAUAUACAUAUAUAUAUAUUUCAGAAUUAGUAAAUUAAACCUAUAUGAAAAAGAAAAUUAAUAAAAAUUAAAAAAAUAAUUACAAAAAUAUAAAAACUGCGUGUGUUUUGAAGGAAACAAGCAAUCACAAAACUCUGUACCACAACAAAACCUAUAGUCACAUUAAACAGUUAUUUUACCAGCCUCUUGUUUGACUAGAGAUUAUGGAUACUUGUUGUCAGUUAUUUGAUGUCCUACUCUCCUUGAAAAUAGUCGAACUUCUGAGCUGUGCUGUAGAUAACAUUGAUAGAAUGGCAGCAAUCUGGAGAGUUGUGGCUUGGUAGCGAUUAAAUCUCGAAAUUAUGUUUUUUGAAAUUCGAUAGACAUUUUUUUUGGUAAACAAAUUUUUUUUUUUUUUGGAUUUUAAGCAUUUUUCACUUUUCAAUUUAGAAUUUGAAUGUGAGAAUACUUUAUCAUGCUGAAAUGAGCACAAAUUCGAUAGACAUUUUCGCAGUAAUAAAUCCAUCAAUUGUGCAUUGACAUAUUAUAAUUGAAAUUAUUGGCCCUAUAGCCAUGCAGUAAAACUAUAACCAGGUAAAAAUACGACAUUCUAACUUCAAAUUCGGUACUGAAAAUUCUGCUUCGAAAAGGUACUAAUCCAUUCUUAAACCAACAAAACUUGUUAGAAUUUCACCAAAUUCUAUUUGAAAAUAAGUGGUUUCAGUUUACAACAGUUCUAGAGUAGUGUUGGAGACCAUCAACUGGUUAAAAGCUAGUGAUUUUCCAAUAAAAUAUUUCCAAAAAUAUUUAAAAUGGUAAAAAUAUAGAGUCCGUAAGUGCUACUCGGAAGCUAACAAACCAGCUUGUUGAAAGUGCUUUUUAAAUAAGACAGUAAACUCUGUGUGAAAUUAGAGUUUUUAUGUAUUGUCAGAAGUUCUAAGAUUUUGUUUUUUGUGCUCCAUCAAAAAGUUAGAGCUCAAGCGAGUUAAUGAAAAUUGUGCACAUAAUAAAUGCUUCUUUGUUGUGUUUGAUGCUUAACACAAAAUCUAGUUUUAAACUCGUGUUUAUGAAAUUUAAUAUAAAUUUGAUAAAUCGUUGCGCUUUAAACUAUAUUUUCGCUCCUAACUGGAACUUUACACUAUGAUUUUGCUCAGUUAAAGAAAUGUUUAAAAUUUUUGACAUUUAGAAUUCAACAAUAAAGACAGAUAUCAGUUUAUAGUGAAGACUUUAGUACAGUUACGAUUAAUUUGUUUCAGACUCGUUUUCGUUUGACCAGCUGGAGUUUCACGAGCUGGCGUUAGUUCAAUGCGAAAAAACUUUGUACCAAAGCGAAGUACCGAAUACAUACAAAAGCAAUUCCCUGUUCUCACACUUAGUAAUUCCUAUAUGCUAACGACUUUUGUAGCAGUAUGCUAAAUCGAUUAUGUUUAAGCAAAACGCGCAGUGUUGUUAAAGGAAGAAGUGGUAAUCUACAAAAAUUACAAAAGAACGCAAAUAGUUGUUAUUCCAAUAAGCGCAUAUGACACGUUUCAAAGCCACAAAAUAAAAAUGUGUACAUGCUCACGACAGUAAAUUACAACGCGCUCAUUAUUCUUUUUGAUUAAAUCACUGAAUUAGCGAUUUCACCUAAAUUCUGAAAUUCCCAGGCAGCGCCUAACAAUUUUGAUUUGAUUUAAAACUAUUUGGCUAACGAGUGAAGCGUGGCUAACUAUGAUUACAGCAUAUGCAGUUGAAUUGAAGUUAUUAAAAAUUACAAGCCGCAAAAAUCCGUAAAUAAAUAAUAUGGCUUAAUGAGCUUAAAAGGUUUUAAAUUAAUUUUCAACAAUUUCAGCGGCUAAUGCAAACAACUACAAAAAAAAUUAUGCGUGUUAUUUUUGAUAAUGACAAAAAAUGAAAUGCCGAAUUGCCGCGAAUACUAAAUUAAAUUUUAAUUUAUUAGCCAUUUAAUAGCGGAAACAGCAACAACACUAACACAUGCUUUAUUAAUAUUGAUUUAUUGGUCGAGCUUAAACAAAAGGCGACAGCAAAUAUUUUCAUUUUAAUCAUGCAUUAUUUUUUUACAAUUUUCGGACACCGUUUAGAAAUUCACUUCAUUUUUUGCGCUGCCCAAUAAUUACACGAAGCUUUGCAUGUAAUGAGUUAUAGAAAUGCUGUUACUAAAUAGAUAAAUAAUCGUGCGCUAGAAAUUUUUUUUAUCUCAUACUAGUUGUAAUAUAUUUUUUAAUGUGAGAGUGAUUUAUAAUUUUUUUCUUUUUUUGCGCUAAAUAUUCAUACAUAUUUUUGUAUUCAUAGCGAUAAUGUGACAACAAAAACAACUGUAAUUAGUAGUUAUUUAUGGUGUAUUGUAUGUAAUGCAUAAUUGAAUAAACAAAAAUAAUGAGUAAUUAAAGUAAGCCUAAAAUAAAUAAUGCCAGAAAAACAAUAUAAAUUAAGUUACGAAUAACAAUGUGACAAAAUAUUAGCUAUAUAGUAGGGCGAAUAAAAAGUAACAAACACUAUAGAGCAGUGUGUGCCAGGAGAGUGUGUGUAUAAAUAUGUAAUCGAAAUCAAAAUAAGUAAUUGAAUAAAAGUGAUUAAUACAAAAA
Molecule: messenger RNA, 7915 nt
Organism: Bactrocera oleae (olive fruit fly)
Lineage: Eukaryota; Metazoa; Arthropoda; Insecta; Diptera; Tephritidae
Source: RefSeq, a predicted model, not a curated record